Messenger RNA from Megalopta genalis, 3602 nucleotides. The record is from RefSeq and is a predicted model, not a curated record. NCBI's taxonomy places the organism in Eukaryota, Metazoa, Arthropoda, Insecta, Hymenoptera, Halictidae.
CUGCGCACAUUGGACUAUGCAACAUGAUGGCGGGAGUGGGGCUAGAAAUCGACCACUUUAGAUAUUAAUGUAAGCUUAUAUGUUGUUGAACAAGGUCGUGCAACUUAUAAAUAAUUGCAAUGUCACGCCAGAAAUUUCAUAAUGAAAAUCCUCCCAUCGGGGAGGACACAAGAAUCGCUGUGAAUUUGACGAUGAAGAAAUUAUUGGAGACCCCAGAUCAGAAAGAAGUACAGUUUCCAUCAUCGUAUACGGCAGAAGAAAGAAUCUAUAUUCAUAAAUUUGCGUAUGAUCUUGGAUUAAAAUCUAAAACUAGAGGUAAACGUCCAAAUCGUUUUUUGACUGUUUACAAGAGAGAAGGUUCCACUAUAGUACAAGCGGAUGCUGUAAUAAAAUUACAAAAACAAUCGAGACAAAGUAUUUAUAAUUUACUGCAAAGUUUUCCUCUAAAUCACAAGGAAUGUCAGGAUUUAUUGCCACCUGUCGAGCGUGAAAGGCCUCUUAAUACAGAUGUUUCUGUGAAUACAAAUACUAAAGCUAUGGGUAGAUUAAACAACAGUGUACCUCAAGUACCGCAAUUAAAAACUAAUCUUGACGUGCUGAACUUUCGCAAAUCCCUUCCAAUUUUUAGUGUUAGAGAAGAUAUUCUUAACGCAUUGAACACCAAUGAUGUUGUGAUAAUAGGAGGUGAAACCGGUUGUGGUAAAACUACCCAGGUUCCUCAAUUUAUACUUGAAAAUUGCCAACAGAGGCAUCAACCUUGUAGAAUAAUUUGUACACAACCAAGACGACUAUCGGCUGUUUCUGUGGCUGAGAGAGUAGCAUUUGAAAGGGAUGAAAAGAUCGGUCAAACAUUUGGCUAUCAAAUAAGACUCGAGAGUAGAGUAGCUCCAAAAACACUUUUAACAUACUGCACUAAUGGUGUAUUACUCAGAACUCUUAUGGCAGGUGAUUCCGCUUUAAGUACCAUGACACAUAUUAUCGUAGAUGAAAUACACGAACGCGAUAGAUUUUGUGACUUCCUUUUAAUUGCACUUAAGGAUGCACUGAUGAAGCAUAGCUCUUUAAAACUCAUACUUAUGAGCGCUACGGUGGACGUCAACAUUUUUGUCAAAUAUUUUAGAAAGUGUGCAGUCAUCAAUGUAAUGGGUAGAACAUUUGACGUAGAUACAUAUUAUCUUGAAGAUGUUUUGAAAAUAACUGGAUACAUGACAGAAGGAAUGCUUGCUUCAAAGGAGAAGCUUAUGAAGAAAAAUGAUGUGCGUAAAAUUUUAGAUUCUUGGAUUCAGUACAAGCCUCAGCAAUCAAAUUCAAGUACAAUGAAUGAAAGGUCUCGGUUGCCUGCUGCAAUUUUAGAUCAACAAUGCGAACCAAUUCCAGAAAAAGUGAAAUUAGUGCCAUGGUUAAUAGAAGAAAUGGAUAAAUGUAUUUCUGAUGCAUGGUUAAAGGGUGGUGAAGAACAUUUCUCACAGCUUUUAUAUUUUAUACUUUCUAAAAAUGUGUCUGUAGACUAUCAACAUUCCAUAACGUCUUCAACUCCACUUAUGGUCGCUGCAGGUAGAGGAUGCCUGAAUACUACGGAACAACUUUUAAAUUUAGGUGCAAAUUUAAAUUUACGAGCUGCCAAUGAAUGGACUGCGUUAGACUGGGCGAAAAAUAUGAAUCAAACUGAAUGCGCAGAGUUGAUAGAAGCCUAUAUGAAAUCUUACCAUUGUUCAUUGCAAGACGACGCAAUAGCGCAAGCAAAAGAUGUCUUGCUCUCAGAAGAAGAUAAACUUCUGUUAGAUGCUUACCAUCACACAUUUGAUGAUGACAAUAUUAAUUACGAUCUUCUCUUACAAUUGAUUAUGUACAUUCAUUUGAAAAUGCCGUCUGGUGCCCUUUUAGUGUUCUUGCCAGGUUAUGACGACAUUGUCACCAUGAGAGAAAUGAUAAAUAAUGAAGAGAAAGAAAUGAAUCAGAAUUUACGAUACGUUUUGUAUGGUCUGCAUUCAAAUAUGCAAACUUGUGAUCAAAAGAAAGUAUUUAAACCAAGUCCUCAGGGAACUAGGAAAAUUAUUCUUUCAACGAAUAUAGCUGAAACAAGUAUUACAAUUGAUGAUGUUGUGUAUGUAAUUGACUCGGGUAAAGUCAAAGAAAAAUCUUUUGAUGCCCUAUCAGGAGUGUGCAUGCUUAAAUCUAACUGGAUCUCUCAAGCUUGUGCCAAGCAGCGUAAGGGUAGAGCAGGAAGAUGCAGAAAAGGAAUUUGUUAUCGUUUAUUCUCAUCGAUUCGAUACAACAACAUGCAGCCGUAUCAAACAUCAGAGAUUUUAAGGUUACCUUUGCAAGAAUUAUGCUUGUUUACAAAACAUCUGGCACCAGCCAACACACCGAUUGCUGAAUUUUUGGACCGAGCUAUAGAACCACCCACUAGCGUAGUAACAAGAAAUGCAGUACAAUUACUCAAAACCAUCGACGCUUUAGACCCAUGGGAAGAUCUGACCGAAUUAGGGAGCCAUUUACUGGAUUUGCCAGUGGAACCACGACUUGGAAAAAUGUUAUUGUACGCUGUUGUCUUGAAAUGUUUGGAUCCUGUAUUAACCAUCGUAUGCAGUUUAGCUUAUAAGGAUCCCUUUGUUUUACCUUCGCAGCCAUCGCAGAAAGGAGCUGUUAACGUAGCUCGCAAAAGGUUUGCCACUAACACAUAUUCUGAUCAUAUGGCUGUGUUACGUGCUUUUCAAGGUUGGCAAAAUGCACGUGCAAGUGGCAAGGAACGUUUGUUUUGCGAACAAAAUUUUAUUUCUGCCGCUGUAAUGGAAAUGGUAUUUGGAAUGCGCACACAACUUCUUGGUCAGCUUCGCGCGUCUGGAUUUGUUAGGGCAAGAGGUCCAGGAGAUAUUAGAGAUUUGAAUUCUAAUUCAGAGAAUUGGGCAGUAGUGAAAGCAGCUUUAGCUGCUGGUCUGUACCCAAAUUUAAUACGAGUAGAUAGGGAGCACAUGCAACUAAGAACACAGAAAGAGGUGAAAGUGUUCUUACACCCAUCGUCGACCCUGAGGGACUAUUCGAAGUCAUCGAGAACGGAAUCUUCACAGACACAUGCAUCUUAUGUUGAGUCAUUGCCUUGUGAAUGGUUGCUCUAUGAAGAAAUGAGUCGCACAGGUCGUUUUUGCCACGCGAAAAUGGUUACGCUAGUUAAUCCACUAACAGUAGCAUUGUUCUGUGGACCAUCACGGUUGUCAGUGGAUGUAAUUUAUGAAGCAGAGACUGCGCCAGAAAGCGAAUCAGAUUCUGAAGUUGACGAAAAUAAUGAAGGAACAAUUUUCAAGCUUGAUGAUUGGGUAGUAUUUAAAUUAGAUCCUGAGACCGCACAAUUUUUCUUACAUUUAAGACGAAAAUGGAACGCUUUGUUCUUAAGGCGUAUGAAGACGCCAAACAAAGCUAUGUCACAGUUGGAUGAAAAGGUAGUCAGUACAUUAGUAAGUGUAAUUACAAAUGAAGAACAAGCAUGUGGGCUGCAGCAACCGUCUGGUAUUGGUCAACGACCACGUCCAUCGAUUGUUGACUACUAUCCUGCCAAUCCUAGAAGGACAGAUGAUUAUGUAGAGGUAAAUAUUUAUAUUUGUUAA